This is a messenger RNA of Carlito syrichta (Philippine tarsier), 769 nucleotides long. RefSeq names its product translocator protein (gene TSPO). Gene Ontology annotation, cellular component: endoplasmic reticulum; membrane. Gene Ontology annotation, molecular function: cholesterol binding. NCBI's taxonomy places the organism in Eukaryota, Metazoa, Chordata, Mammalia, Primates, Tarsiidae. The transcript has 3 exons. The record is from RefSeq and is a predicted model, not a curated record. Bases 15 to 524 code for a protein of 169 amino acids.
CAGUUGCAGCUGCCAUGGCCCCGCCCUGGGUGCCCGCCGUGGGCUUCACGCUGGUGCCCAGCCUAGGGGGCUUCCUGGGUUCCCACUUUGUCCGUGGCGAGAGCCUGCGCUGGUACGCCAGCCUGCAGAAGCCCUCGUGGCACCCGCCCCGCUGGGCACUGGCCCCUGUGUGGGGCACGCUGUACUCGGCCAUGGGAUAUGGCUCCUACCUGGUCUGGAAAGAGUUGGGAGGCUUCUCAGAGGAGGCUGUGGUUCCCCUGGGCCUCUACACAGGGCAGCUGGCCCUGAACUGGGCAUGGCCUCCCAUCUUCUUUGGUGCCCGACAAAUGGGUUGGGGCCUGGUGGACCUCCUGCUGCUGGGCGGGGUAGCAGCAGCCACGACCGUGGCCUGGCACCGAGUGAGCCCGCCGGCUGCCCGCCUGCUCUACCCCUACCUGGCCUGGCUGGCCUUUGCAGCCACGCUCAACUACUGUGUAUGGCGUGACAACCGCGGCUGGCGUGGGAGCCGGCGGCUCCCGGAGUGAGUGGCCAGCCCCCUGAGGACCACAGCUGCCACCAGGAGGUGCCAUCCACGGUGGUGGCCAUCACGCUUUCAUGGCCCCUGGGCUUGCUGGUCUGUCCGCGUCUCGGCUCAGGGGGCCAGCAGCAGCUUCAGAGGUGGUCAUGGCUGAGCUCAGGCGAAGAACCGCUCUGCACUUUCUGCAAUGCUCAGAGCAUGCUCUCGGGAUGUGGAGUUUUAUAAACCAAAUAAAGUUUUUAGUCUCCUGCA